Messenger RNA from Capsaspora owczarzaki ATCC 30864, 3231 nucleotides. Its product is annotated as protein kinase. Gene Ontology annotation, molecular function: protein binding; protein kinase activity; ATP binding. The coding region runs from base 1 to 3195 and encodes 1064 amino acids. The record is from RefSeq and is a predicted model, not a curated record. Lineage: Eukaryota; Filasterea; Ministeriida; Capsasporidae. The transcript has 19 exons. Gene Ontology annotation, biological process: protein phosphorylation.
AUGGAGUCGCUGGAUCAGCGUCAGCCUGCCGCGACCGAGCUGCGCGAUCUGGAUCUGCAAGCAUGGAAUACUCUGAAAGCACUGCACCUAUUCUACCAUGAGUGGCAACAAGAAGACCGGCGAGUCCCUAGCCAAAAAGAUCAAGGGCGCGCGCGAUUUCGCGAUCAAGAAAUGGGUCCCAAAGGUGCACACGUGAUUGCAGAGGAACUCAAAGUGAACACGACGCUGGUAGCGCUCGGCUUGUACAACAAUGACAUUGGCCCUGUUGGCGCAAACGAGCUUGCCACGGUGCUUGGCACCGAAUCUUCCCGCUUGGCCAUUCUUGCGUUGUUUGAGAACCACAUUGGUGAUGAAGGUGCUAUCGCAAUGGCCCUUGCCCUUAAAAACAACAAGACGCUGACUCAGUUGUAUUUGGCCAACAAUAAGAUUGGCGAAGUUGGAGCGAGAGCCCUCGCACUUGCUCUCCAAACCAACUCCAGUUUGACAGGAUUGUCUCUCCAUGAAAAUAGUAUCGGUGAUGCAGGAGCGCUGGCGAUCGCCGAGGCGCUGGCAGUCAACACGUCCAUGACUGAGCUCUACUUGCACACGAAUGGCAUUGGUGAUCCGGGCGCGAUUGCGAUUGCCACGGCGCUCACCAAGAACAAGACCUUGACUCGUUUAGCGCUGGAGCAAAACAACAUUGGGAAGGCUGGUGCCGAGAAAAUUGCUGCCGCACUCAAAGAAAACGAAAGUCUGACCGAGUUGGAUCUGGGUGAGAAUGAAAUCCCGUCCGACGUUGUAAAAAAGUUCAAGGCGCCCAGCGAUAAGAAAAAGUGCACCAUUCGCUUGGAUCACCAGAAAAGCGCAAGCGUCGUCCAGUCCGAGCCUAGUAUCGUUUCCAUCGUCGGCAAAGCCACCAGCGGUUCAUUAAAUUUGGAGAGCAAGAAGAUUGCCGAACUUGCCAUGGAAGCCAUCUCGCGGGCUAUCGUGACGAACGGGACGAUCACAAAAAUGAAUUUGAAGAACAACACCCUCGCAGAUAUCGGUGCUAGACUUUUGGUCGAAAAUUUGGUCGAUAGCAAGCUGCAUCUGAAUCUUGUCAGCUUAAACUUGGAUUCCAACAACAUUGGCAACGAUGGAAUGGGUCAUCUUUGCAAGCUCCUCGAGGGGUCUGCUUUGCAAGAAUUGAGUCUGAACCAUAAUUGGAUUGGUGAUGCUGGAGCCCAGGCCAUCGCGAGCACACUUACAGCCACCACUCGCAAGUUUGAUCAAAUGGAGCUCAGGCUGAAGGGCAAUCGGAUUGGCGAAUUGGGUGGUGACGCAAUACUCCUCGCUCUGAAACCUCUGAGCACGCAAUUCAAGCUCGACCUGUCCGAGAACAGAUUGCCCGCGAGGUGCACGGAAAAGUUUGACCAGCUCAAGUCUGUCCUGGUUGACAAGCAAGACACGCCCCCACCCAUCACCACUCUUCUGGAUCGUCUGCGCAGCUACGAGACACAAAUGAUGACAGACCACAUGGAGUUUCGCUCGCUGUUCUUUGAGCUCGAAUCCGCUCUGGCCGCGUCGAGCACAUUUACCGAGAGGAUUCUUGCCGAUGUUGUGGUGCAGCAAGAGGAAAUCUCCAAACUCAACCGGCAGAUGAGCGCAUGGCCCAAGAAGCUCGAGAAGGCGCGCAUCAAACGUGAUACUGCCGAGAAAGAUCUCAAGACGAAAGAGCUCGAGUUGGAGGAGAUCAAGACCAAGAAUGAGGUACUCGAGUUUCAGAUGAGCAAGGUUCGCAACAACGAGGAAAAGCUGCGAUUGCUUGCGGAACAAGUGCAAGCUGCCGAAGCCCGACAAGCUGCCACCAAUGCGGAACUCCAGGGAGCUCGCGGUGAAAUAGGCCGUCUUCAUACUGCAUCGCAGAAGGCACACACGGAUCUCACAGCUCUUCGAGCGGAGCUCGCUCGCAAGAGCACCGAACUCGAGCAGGCGCAAGCUCAAGUACAAGCUCAAGCACAAGCUCAAGUACAAGCCGCCGCGCGUGCUCCUGCCGCCGUCCCUGUAACUGCCCCUUUAACCGCCCCUUUAACCGCCCCUUUAACCGCCUCGCCAGCCCGUGGUCCUACUGCUGCCGAGUCAACUUCACCUGCCAUGGGUGUAGCAAUCCCCAAAAUUCCGCUCAAAGAUCUGUCCAAUGCGACCAGCCAGUUUGCAGACAACAACGCGCUCGGUAGCGGUGGUUUCGGCAAAGUGUACGCUGGUGUCUGGUCGCAACAAGUUGCUGUCAAGCGCCUGGCGAACCAAUCCAACCAAGGGACUCAGCAAUUCCAGGCCGAGCUUGAGGCCUUGUCGCGGUUUCGACAUCCAAACAUUGUCACGCUCUUGUGCUAUGCCGAGGAAGGCACUGAGCGCUGCCUUGCGUAUGAGUUGAUGAUCAAUGGGUCUGUUCGCGAUCGCCUCGACCGCAAAUCCGGCAGCCCUGCACUGACUUGGCCGCAACGACACCGCAUUGCGCGCGAUGUGGCUCGGGCAAUGGACUAUGUACAAACCGCUUAUCGUCAGCCGCUAUUCCAUCUAGAUCUCAAAACGGCCAAUGUGCUAUUGGACGCUGAGUGGGUUGCCAAAGUUGCUGAUUUCGGUCUCAACCGCGUUGCGCCGCUCAAUUACGACGCGCACAACUACAUUCGGACGGAGACUGUGCAAGGAACGAAGGGCUACAUGUGUCCCGAGUAUCAGACCGAGGGCAAAGUGUCCGUCAAAACCGACGUGUACUCUUACGGAAUCAUUCUGCUCGAGAUACUGACAGCCAGAGCUCCCAACAUGGACCUGACGGCUGAUGUACGCAGAGUGUUCAAGCGAAAGCGAGUGAUGAACGAUAUUCUCGACGCCGCCAUCUCGUGGGACGCGGCAGAUGCCGAGUCCGCCAAUGACAUGGGCCAUCUUGCAUUGGACUGUCUUGAGUCUCGAGUCGAUCGGCCCUCCUUUGGUGUAAUUCUGCGGCGGCUGAUGGGCGAAGAUCCUGAUUCAGAGCCAGAUGUCGAGGGCGAGCGAGCCCGCGAGUGUCUUGUCUGUGCCGAGGCGCCGACGACCGCCAAGCUCAAUCCUUGCCACCACGCCUGUGUUUGUGUGUCGUGUGCAAAGCGGUUGAUCGAGCUCCACUUGAGCUGUCCAGUUUGCCGAGCGCCAAUUGAGAGCAUGACCGAGGGUCAAUAUUCUCAAACGUACGUCGCGUGAGUGUGAGGUCGAGUUCAAUAAACUAUUUAUAAACUA